Xiphophorus maculatus (southern platyfish) is the source of this 506-nucleotide messenger RNA. RefSeq names its product histone H2B 1/2-like. Gene Ontology annotation, cellular component: nucleosome. Gene Ontology annotation, molecular function: DNA binding; protein heterodimerization activity; structural constituent of chromatin. Bases 1 to 375 code for a protein of 124 amino acids. The record is from RefSeq and is a predicted model, not a curated record. The transcript has a single exon. NCBI's taxonomy places the organism in Eukaryota, Metazoa, Chordata, Actinopteri, Cyprinodontiformes, Poeciliidae.
AUGCCCGAACCCGCCAAGUCUGCGCCCAAGAAGGGCUCCAAGAAAGCGGUCACCAAGACGGCCGGUAAAGGAGGUAAGAAGAAGAGAAGGACCAGGAAGGAGAGCUACGCCAUCUACGUGUACAAGGUGCUGAAGCAGGUCCACCCCGACACCGGGAUCUCCUCCAAGGCCAUGAGCAUCAUGAACUCCUUCGUCAACGACAUCUUUGAGCGCAUCGCCUCCGAGGCCUCCCGUCUGGCUCACUACAACAAGAGAUCCACCAUCACCUCCAGGGAGAUCCAGACCGCUGUGCGCCUCCUGCUGCCCGGUGAGCUGGCCAAGCACGCCGUGUCCGAGGGAACCAAGGCUGUGACCAAAUACACCAGCUCCAAGUAACCAGCUCUGCUGCUGAUGCUCCAACCCAACGGCUCUUUUAAGAGCCACUCACUGCAUCUGGAGAGCUUUGAUCAUGACUGCUAUAUUUUUACAGAACAAAGAAAUAGUGGAAAUGAUUUCAAGAAGGUGAG